Messenger RNA from Pomacea canaliculata, 6510 nucleotides. Its product is annotated as 5-hydroxytryptamine receptor 4-like. Gene Ontology annotation, cellular component: plasma membrane. Gene Ontology annotation, molecular function: G protein-coupled serotonin receptor activity. Lineage: Eukaryota; Metazoa; Mollusca; Gastropoda; Architaenioglossa; Ampullariidae. The record is from RefSeq and is a predicted model, not a curated record. Bases 1447 to 2622 code for a protein of 391 amino acids. The transcript has 3 exons. Gene Ontology annotation, biological process: regulation of appetite; adenylate cyclase-activating adrenergic receptor signaling pathway; chemical synaptic transmission.
UUAGGUGAGGGCUGGAGGGUAGGAGGGAGGAAGGAGGAAGGGAGGAAAGGAAUUCCUUCACACCGUUGUCAGCCAUGCGACACUGAAGAGAUCGGCGGGCGGUCCCGUCGGUGGUGGAGCUGCACAAGCGUUCAGCCGCCAGUCGGUGCGCCAACGGCGCGCGAGCGAGGGCGCGAGACCAUACGACGCGAUGGCGCGAACAGUAGGCAAAGAAAAGUUGGCGAACAGCUGCACACAGCUCGCACACGGCGGUUACUAGUCAGCCGUAAUUGUGGCCAAGUGUAGGGUGGCCGUCCCGGGUACUCGGCGAGAGACUCACCUUCUUGUCAGUUCCUUGCAACGAGAGUGAGAGACAAUUGGCAACUUUCUCUCUUUUUCCAAGACGACAACCAGAGGACAUCAAUUUAGUGGCUGCUGACUUACGAUCCUUUUUUUAGGAUCCUUUUCUAUGGAUCUUCUGGACUUGGCUUGUUAGUGAUGCUGCCAAGUCGGAGGACAUGAGACAAAUGAGUGUUGGCAGACGACACUCAAGGACCAACCAAGCUGUCGUCGGACAGUCCCUGUUCUUCACUAGGAAAAUAAACGACGACCAAGCCUAAGAGGGGGAGGGGAGAAGGAAAACAAUCCCACCCCUCAAUCCCCUAAAAAAAAUUGAUUCGCACAUGACUGAGCACGAGCUGGGCGGAUACUUUUCUUUGAUGACAUCAGGGAUAGCCAAUCCCAUCAACGAUCUACGUCACAAGUGUCCUCCCGGCAAGUAAACAGUCUGAGGUGUCCGCUGUUACUAAAAGGACCUCGAGCAAGCCGCUUCUGAUGAGAUUUAAGUCAGGGUGAUUACCCGCCGGGGAGGAAAUCGAAGGAUAAAGGGGGACAACUCUUCGUUACGUCACUUGACCUUUGAAGAUUGAAAGAAAAAUGGAAUAAACAUGUUUCUUGCUGAAUGGACUGGACUCCAGUGAACUGACUGCCGGCCACCUGAAGGCAGGAGCGAACGUUAGCCUGCGAGACGAGAGCAGAGAGCGAACGCUGUCUCGUUUGAAGACCUGUGGUCAGCGACCAGUGUGUGGGUGACGGAGGUCACGGACUGGACUAGUCCCCUACAGGUGUUCCAGUGUCAGGUUCUGGCUCUGAGGAUAUUCCAAGAUGUCCCUUUCCGACUUGGAGAAUGUCAAGAAUGAAAGAACCCAAGCUGGCGUUCCUUGUGGUACCUCCAGCUUCCCAGCCACGUGAUCAGGAUUCGCUUCAGUGAUGUUGCAAUGUCUUAGCCUGCUGGCACCAAGACGUGAGUGAUGAAGGAGAGAUUAGUUGUGUGUACACAAGAUGUGUCUGGACUCCACAGUGAUGCUGCCAAAAGCACAGUUAUGUGAGCCGCACUCAAACGCCGCUGGCCUUUGGCCAACGUGACCUCUGACACUACGCCGAGGUGGCUGCUGGAGGUCCAGAAAAAUGUCUGCUGGAACCACAGCGGCAUAUUUUCCCGGAAUGGUGACCGGAAAUGGUUCGCUGAGCGUGGACUCACACGGUGUGACCAUUACUUCCGUCGUCAACGACACCUUGGAGUGGAUGGUCAACGUGACUGCCUUUGACCCCUGCGAGGUCAUCCUGCGGGACAAGGCCGAGCCCCCACCGGAGUACGGGCUCACCACCACCUGGGCUAUCGUGGCCAUCCUGGUGCUGGUCCCGCUUUUCACCAUCUUCGGCAACACGGUGACCAUCCUGGCGGUGCUGGCCGCCCGCAAGAUGCGCACGAAGACGAACGCUUUCGUCGUAUCUUUGGCCAUCGCAGACAUGUGCGUGUCGCUGCUGGUCAUGCCCUUCGGCAUCUACCAGCAGCUGAACAACAAGGUAUGGUUGCUAGGCGAAACGGUAUGUCGACUGGCCAGUAGCGUAGAUGUGAUGAUGUGCACCGUGUCCAUCUUUCACUUGUCCUGCCUGGCCAUCGACCGCUAUCUGGCCAUCUGUCGGCCCUUCCUGCACGAACGCCUGACGGUGCGGGUCAUCGUGGCCAUGCUCAUCUUCUGCUGGGUUACGCCCAUCUUCAUCUCCUUCCUGCCCAUCUUGAACGGGUGGAACCAGAUCGGCAUUGAGGAGUACCUCCGCUGCGCCUUCCCGGAGGGAUCCAACACAUGCACCUUCAUCGUCAACAUCCCCUUCGCCAUCAUCUGCUCCCUCAUCGCCUUCUACGUGCCCGUCAUUUUCAUGGGCGUGUGCAACGUGAAGAUCUACAUGGCCGCGCGCAAGCAGGCGUACCAAAUCCGGUCGCUAGAGGCUGCUGGGAAGCACAACCACCAGAGUCAUCACAAGCGCCGCGCCAAGUUCCACCACGAGGCCAAGGCGGCGAAGACGUUGGGGAUCAUCAUGGGCUGCUUCAGCAUUUGUUGGUUCCCUUUCUUCAUCAUGAACGUCAUAGACCCCAUAAUCGACUACAAAAUACCUUACGUCCCCUGGAUGAUUGCCCUUUGGCUGGGCUACAUGAACUCCAUGAUGAACCCCUUGCUAUACUACUUUUUCAACCGUAACUUUAACCAGGCCUUCAAGAACUUGUUUCGAUGCAAUGUGUGUAAAGGAAGACGCGACUACGACGAGGAAUACAUCACCGGAAACACCAACGUCUCCGAAUGACUCGGGGCCUCGCAGCAUGACCUCAACUUGGUAGACAGGUCCAACUCCUACAACCAUUCCAACCACUCCAACCACAGACACAGCCAUGCCUCCAGCACCUACACGCACCGCAGCAACGACAGCAGCGCACUCGACACCCACGCCCGCCACAACGGCCACAACGGCAGUCAGCAGAUGGAAUGCAUGCGGAUGAUCAGCAGCGAGACGGAGGAGACUCUGGCUGAACAGGAAGCCUGAAUCCUCCGCUCGACAGCUUCCUACGUCCAGGCAUGGCGACCACCUCGCACAGUCCUCACAAAAUUUAACCCACGACCUUAGAAUAGGUGGCGCUGCAGGGUUUAGGGUUCCUCCAUUUGUCUUUAAACAUCAGCUGAUUGGUAAACUUCUAUGAAAUAUUUUGAGACAAAAUAAAUUCUGAAUUACUUGUCCACGUAGUCGACUAUUUGCUACUACCUCAGCGCUAUGAUAUAAAAUAUUUGAUUAGCGUGUCCACAUAAAAUUAGCUUAAAAACUGAUUUUUAUUUCAAGAAAACACCCAUUGCAUUUUUUUUUUUUUUUUUGAUAGCUAGAGACCCGAACUCCUGUUACAAUGACCCUCCAACUCCAUUCGUCAAGAGGGCUGUACGCAUCUGGUCGUAUGAAGCUGUGCUAAUAUUCUUGUCAUUCUAUAAAAUAGACCAACAAGCAAACAAACAAAAAAUAAAACAACAAGCAUUCUUUCAUUUGAAUUUGCUGCUUGUGUGGAGGAAUAGGGACAAAUGUGUUUGCAGCCAAAUUUUAAAGGCAAAUUUUCAGACCCAAAAUUGAGCUGAGAGCAGAAAACGAACUUAACUGCUUCUUUAACUGCACCACCAUUAUAAAUAAAUAAAUUUUAACAACAAAGCAAUAUUAGAGGUAUUUGUGUACGAGCAUUUACCUACCUAAAUAUAUUUUUAUUUACUAAUUGUGUUCUUUGUUAGCGCUCCAAGACCAAAACCAGACAAACUUGUGAAGAAAGUUGGUCUGCAAACACAUCUGCUCGAUCUGCAUCUUGCAAAAGAUAAGUUUGGACUUAGUUUAAAACUUGUCAUUUGCAAACCAAGCCAGCGAACAAACAAGACCAUUCACACCUUGCAAACACACAAACACACAAACACACGCGAGCGGCCAAGCAAAGCCGCUGGACCUUGUCUCCCUUGAUUCUGGUCAUGAUGCGAGGACUCCGAAUAUAAUACACAUGAACAGACAUUUUGUGUAUCUUGCCAGAUGUAAUCACGAUCUUGUUUGUGAUAUAACCCAUAACAAUAUUUUAUUAGUACAAUGCUCCGUUGAAUGUGUGAGGACUACUCAAAACCUGGAAAAAAAGUGCUGAGUUCUUGUCGAAUAUUUCACUAUUUUAUUAACAAGUCUGUGAUGUCGUUUGACUAGGUGUGAUGUGUGCAUUUUGUAGACAUGACACAACUACUUGUCAGUGCACUUGCGAUUCUGGCUCUGCUUUUGAUGAAGAAUGUUCACUGAUGGACGAUGAUGGAUGUUUCACGAUGAAAUAUGAUCUUGUGCAUUAGCCGUGCUAAAAGUGACAACAUUAAUUGAUAUUAUAUCACUUUGGCGGCUCAAGUUAUUACUUUUGCUCCAUUUUCUCCCGAUAACUUGAUCCCAGUGUGGGUUAUAAAAUAUCAAAUAUCAUUUCCGAAGCGCCAUGAACCAUUUAUAUUUAUUUGGGAUGAGAGCAAAGUUAUUGCCACAACUUUGUUCUCCUGACAGAAGAUGUGGCCUUCUCACUGCCUGCACACUCACUGUGUUUACAUUAAUUAGACAAACAUCUUUGUUAGUUUCUAUUAAACACACCUUGUAACUGUGAACACUCGUAUAAUACAAACAUGGUGGGCAGAGGGUAGAUGAUCAGUAACCAUUCAGUCUUUUGUACCCGGAGAAGCGAAUUUACAUGAAGCUCAUCUCGUACACAAUAAACAAAUUUUUUAAAAUAAAAUUAUUCUGAAUAUAAUAAUAAAAAUAAUUAUUAAACUGUCCCUGCUAAUGCUUCAUAAUAGCAUAAAGCUUGGUUUUCGAAUAAAGUUCAAGGGGUUAGAGGUGGUAAGGUGCUCAUUCUCACCUAAUCAUUUUGCUCACAAAUUAGUUUCGGAAAAAAAUACUUCAAUCUUGUUUAAAUGUUCGGUGGAUUUCAAAUCAUAAUUUUUCUUGUACUUGUUCAAAAAUAAACAAAACUGAUUAAUAAAAGGCUGUUUGACCGAAUACUCACACAGAUGCCAUUUUGAGGGUCGUAUACUACAGUUUACAUUGAGUCUGAACUCUACUCAUCAAAUGGAAUACCUAUACCUGUAAAUGAAUCUCAGUAAGUCUCAUAUUGAGACAAGUCCAUUCAUCUUCAACUACAAGGUAAUGUUACUUAAGUCAGUGUUGUUCUGCAAGAAUACCCAAGUACAAACAGGUCGCAACUAUAUUAAAACAAAUGGUUGACACUCAAAGUAGUUACAUCGAAAUAUUUACCGAUACGAGCUAGAUAUCUUGGUAAGUAGAUAAACAAAUUGUUUACUUGACUGGCCUUUCAAAAGAUGAUCAAAAUUUACAUUGGGAGAAACAGUUCCAGAGAAAAAAAAAAACCUAUUCUUGUUUCAUUAUGUCAGUCCCGUUGUUUCGUCCACAGAAGUACAUGUGGACCUGUCGGAACUGUAUUCAUGAGUGUAAUGUACAUCUGUGAUCAAUGUUUAUGCAGUGUGCGUCCGUUUAAACGAAAAAUUACAAAAUAUGUGUAGAUACGAGUUGUAAGAUAUUUUUUGACAAAACUUCUAAGCGAUGUCUGAUACAGUUUCUGAAGGUUGAUGCUAAUCGUUCUCGACAUUUGCUUUCGUCUGCUUGGUGUUGACAUGACUGCCCUUCAAAGGCCGCAUAAUAAUCUGACUUACCUGCCUAUGGUCUACAAAGUAAAUAUGAUCAAAGUCACCUUUUCAUUCAGUUUUUACUAACGUGUUUUGAUCAUCUGAGUUUGUUUUCAAUAAUCCAUUCCAUGUCAAACGACAUUGUCUGUAGCCUUGUCAUUGUAAUCAUCUGAGCGUGCGAGUGUUCUUGUUUUGUUCUGUUUCUUUUGGCUUUUUUUAAUUUUCGAACGAAAGAAAGGAAGAGAAACAUCAAUGACGGAAGAAAGAGAAGCAUAAAAAUUGAAUGAGAGAGGAUUGACAGAACGAUGGCAGACGAGAAGGUUGAUAAAAUAAUAAAGUGAAUGAUGAUCGGAGCAAAGAAAUAAAACAUAUUACAUUAUUUUUUCAUAUGAAUUCACUUGUGACUGUUCACAUGACUAUUGUAUACUGUUACAGGUUUUGUUACAGUCAAUGUGUGCUAACAAGUAUAAAUGAUUAGUAGACAAAUCAACAUGAUACUCAUACUUAUACAAACUAACAAUACUGUGUCAAUCUUUGAGGUAUAUAGAUGUCUGGCAAAUGUCCUCAGCAGUCAGAAACCAAAAUAAUAUCAACCAAAAUAUUUACUUAGUUUUGUUGUUGUUGUUGUUGCUGCUGCUAAGACAUUUUACUGACAUCUUCAACGCAUUAAUAUUAUUUUUCCCCAAGGAAAUAAUUUUUUAUAGUCUUGUUUCUAAAGCGUUACCUCCCUUGCUUUUUCUACUCACAGACUUACUUACCCUUUGCAACAUUUUGAUGACAACCCAAGGCGAUGUUAAUGUAGUCUAUAGCAGCGAUAAAAACCUUUUAUCAACAUGGUUUGUCUGUCACUGCAUUGCAGAUACCAAGAGAAGUUUUUUUAAAUUGUUUUUUCAAGACCUACCCUGGCGCUUAUAAAUAUGUUUACAGUUGUUGACACAUCCCACGCUGCAUUGUGUUUCACCUCAUUUGUUAUUGAGUGAUAAGUGGCCAAUAAAAAGUCACUUGGUGGACA